Messenger RNA from Lodderomyces jiufengensis, 660 nucleotides. RefSeq lists its product as uncharacterized. Lineage: Eukaryota; Fungi; Ascomycota; Pichiomycetes; Serinales; Debaryomycetaceae. The record is from RefSeq and is a predicted model, not a curated record. The coding region runs from base 1 to 660 and encodes 219 amino acids. The transcript has a single exon.
AUGGACUAUCAUAAUAUACUUCAGAAGAUUUCAAUAGGAUCAUUUAGAAAAGAAAAAGAUACGAAAGGUGCAUUAAUCGCCGAAUUAGAUCCUGGUCAUGGAUGUCAAAUCAAUGUGAGUAUGUACUCGUUUGAUAAUUAUGAAAUUUUAACAAAGGCUUAUGAAUUAUACCAACAUGCAAUUGCCCAUGAACGGUGGGGUGAUGGAGUUUACUUGACUGAGUUCAUUUAUCAUAAUGGUGUUAUUACAAAUACGAGUUUGCAUAGAGAUAUUACAAAAAUAUUAACUGAAAGAGCUAAUAACGACACGAGUAUGAUCAAAUUAUGGAAAGAAACUACUACAAAUAAGAACUUGGAAAACUAUUUUGCAUCAUUACUUGAAAAAGUUAUAAAAGACAAUAUCCGUUCAACGAUCACAAUUUGUUCAGAUGCUAAUUAUGAAUACUUUCAUUCUACAUUUGACAAAAGAGCCAAAAAAAUCAAACAAUGUCCCAUUAAUUCAUUAAUUAGUGACGCAGACAGGAAACAAAUUAAAAAAUUGAAGACGUAUGUUUUAUGCUUUGGAUCUGAAUGUUUAUCUUGGAAUAUAGGAUCUCGUAAUUUGAAAAGUUCAGAGAAAUUUAUAAAUUCAAAUCUAUUAUAUAGAUCAGUAAUUGCCUAA